Messenger RNA from Trifolium pratense (red clover), 1633 nucleotides. RefSeq names its product F-box protein At1g11270-like. Lineage: Eukaryota; Viridiplantae; Streptophyta; Magnoliopsida; Fabales; Fabaceae. Gene Ontology annotation, molecular function: protein binding. The coding region runs from base 4 to 1404 and encodes 466 amino acids. The record is from RefSeq and is a predicted model, not a curated record. The transcript is spliced from 2 exons.
CUGAUGGCUAUCCUUCCGAACAAGAAGAAGCCAUAUCAAUCCAAGGAACGACUGCCGCCGGCAUUCAUUCCCGAUGAACUGAUUUCCGAAAUCCUAUCUCUUCUCAGUGUUAAAACCAUCGUGAGACUCAAAUGCGUAAGCAAGUCAUGGAACAGUCUCAUCUCCGAUCAAACCUUUGUCGAAAAACACCUUAAGGUAUCUUCACAAAACCCACAACUCAUAUUCACACCACCUUAUUUAAAAUACCCUAUGAGUAGUAUCUUACCCAUCCCUGUGUGUCGUUUACUCGAUAAGCCGUCGAUCACUAUUCCCCAUAGUUCGAUGGAGUACUGUCAGGUAGUUGGUUCCUGCAAGGGAUUGCUCUGUUUACUUUUCCAUGAUCUCUGCAGUAAACAGGAACGUAUGUAUCGGACAUACUCGUUUUGUUUAUUGAACCCCGCCACGAGAACACUAUCUGAAAAAUUAGGGACUUUUCAUGACUAUAAUGAUCCAGAACCUCGACCAGGCACUUACAAGUUCAGUUUUGGUUGUGAUAUUUCAACAGGAACUUUCAAGGUGGUGGAGAAUUUUGGAAAACGAGAUACAGAGAAUUGGCGUUCAUGGAUAAGUCAUGUCAGAAUUUUCAGUUUGAGUGAUAAUUGUUGGAGAAAUAUUGAGAGUUUCCCUUUCUUUCCUAUUCAUCUAAACAAUGAUGGCUUGUAUUUCAGUGGCACCGUCAAUUGGCUGGCUCUUCGUAAGCAUGGUUGUUAUGUUGAUUUUUAUCAAUUGAUUCCCAGAGUUGAGGACAUUAUUGUGAUUGUUUCCCUUGAUCUUUCCACUGAGACAUACAAGCAGUUUUCGUUGCCUCCGGGUUUUGAUGAGCUGCCACGCUAUCAGCCAACUCUUCAUGUUCUGAUGGACAGCUUAUGCUUUUCGCAUGAUUUCAAGCGUACUGAGUUUGUAACAUGGAAAAUGACAGAGUUUGGAGUUCAAGAGUCUUGGACUCAGUUAUUUAGAAUUCAAUACUUUAAUCUUCAAAUGUAUGACCUUCCAGGCAAGCAUGACACGUUGGCGUACCUUCUUGAUUAUAACCUUCCAUUGUUGCCAUUAGACAUUUCUCAGAAUGGAGAUACACUAAUAUUUGCAAAUUAUGAAGAUGAGCAAGCUAUUGUCUAUAAUCAUAUAGAUAAGAGAGUAGAGAGAAUUGAAAUUUCCAAGAAACUGUGUUUGUUUUCUGCCAGGAACUAUGUUGAAAGUUUGGUUUCGACUCCUUCAAAGUCUGCAACCCCGACUCGUAGCACAUCCUCUGCAGAUGGAAGUAUGGUAGGAAAGUCCGUCGUAGACGACGAUAGCCAAAUUGGAAAGAUAGUUGGUGAUAGUAGUGAGGAAGACAAAGUUAAAGCCAUUCGGACGAGGAUUAACUAAGUGACAUCAACUCUAAAGAUAACAGGAGUGCUAAUUUCACAACCUCUGAUGGCUGCAGGAACCUUUUUUUUUUUUUUUUUAUGAACGAACUGUAACGAAAAAAGUGACCAUUCGACAGCGGAUUUGAAUAGGAUUUUCAGAUUUUAGAAAAGGUUUUGUUUUUGUGUGAGUGAAUUCAAUUCUAUUUCUGAAUUUUAAUUAAUCGUAUUUCAAGAAGUUUUUGUUACAA